This is a messenger RNA of Manis javanica (Malayan pangolin), 2075 nucleotides long. The record is from RefSeq and is a predicted model, not a curated record. NCBI's taxonomy places the organism in Eukaryota, Metazoa, Chordata, Mammalia, Pholidota, Manidae.
CGCCCCUUCCUGUCCUUGCCUGGUUUGAGCUGUCGCGAGAGUUCGUCGGCCGAACGCCGGAAGUGCCCUGUAGCUCCGUAACGGCCGAAGGGGCGGGCUCGAGGGCUGAAGGAGCCUACCGUACUAACGGCUGUCUCGGCGGUGCAAGAUGGCGGACAUCUCCCUGGACGAGCUCAUCCGGAAGCGCGGGGCUGCGACGAAGGGGCGGCUCAAUGCCAGACCUGGAGUUGGAGGUAUCCGAUCUCGUGUCGGGAUCCAGCAGAGCCUUCUCAGCCAGCCUGCUCGCACGGCCACCUUCCAGCAGAGGUUUGAUGCCCGGCAGAAGAUUGGCCUCUCAGAUGCCCGGCUCAAGUUGGGAGUCAAGGAUGCUCGAGAAAAGCUUUUGCAGAAAGAUGCCCGGUUCCGGAUCAAAGGAAAAGUGCAGGAUGCCAGAGAGAUGCUGAACUCCCGCAAGCAGCAGAGCGCAGCGCCCCAGAAGCCCCGCCAGGUGACUGACGCCCGGGAAAAGAUCAGCUUGAAGCGGAAUUCACCUGCAGCCGUCAUGAGCCCAGCCAUCGGGACAGUGACUCCUGCUCUGAAGCUCACUAAAACCAUACAGAAGACCACGGCCCCACUGCAUUCUCAUCCUGCAGGAAUGAAGAUCAAUGUCAUCAAUAACCACCAAGCCAAACAGAAUUUAUAUGACCUAGAUGAAGACGAUGAUAUAGCUCCCAUUCCUAAUAAACAGAUGAAAUUUACAGCCUCAGGCGGCUUUCUCCACCACGUGGCCGGCCUGAGCAGUUCUAAACUUUCCAUGUCCAAGGCCCUCCCUCUCACCAAGGUGGUUCAGAAUGAUGCAUACACAGCGCCUGUCGUCCCCUCCUCUGUUCGAACAAAAGCCUUGACCAGCAUGUCGCGGACACUAGUGAACAAGGAGGAGCCCCCUAAAGAGCUGCCACCUGCUGAGCCUGUUCUGAGCCCUUUGGAAGGCACCAAGAUGACCGUGAAUAAUCUGCACCCUCGAGUCACAGAGGAGGACAUUGUUGAGCUUUUCUGUGUGUGCGGAGCCCUCAAGCGGGCUCGGCUGAUCCAUCCUGGGGUAGCAGAGGUGGUCUUUGUGAAGAAGGAUGAUGCCAUCACUGCAUAUAAAAAGUAUAACAACCGGUGUCUGGAUGGUAAGUCAGGGAGAAAGCAGCCACCUCUCAUUCCCAGUGCUCACGAUCAGGCAGUGGGCCUUUGGAGCAAGCCUCCCUCUGUGGUGGGUGGGACACCCAUCCUUCUGGAGCCUUCAGUGCACCAAGAGCAGGCAGGGUUGUGCAGUGUCCUGGUAGUGCUAAGGUGCCUGCUGACAGGGCCUUGGGUUCUCACCCAGCCCUAGCGCUUAAGUCUAGCAGCAGAGAAACACCAUUUCUGCAUGGAUGGCUCUCUCAGCACGUCUUGCCAUGGAAGCCAAGAGCCAUAGCCUACCCUACAGACGUUGGUCCGCUUGCCACAAAGAUCCCUCAGAGGCCUGAAGCCUUGUCUAAAUAUUGGCACCUAGGUGCGCUCUGCUCCUAGUGAGUGAACUGCUGAUGUUACUGAAUUCAGAUUCCCAUUAUCCAUCUCAGGAUAGCCUAUGGAGAGAAAGUGUGUCUACCAUGCCCUUUCUGUGCACCGAUGUGUUCUUUCACACUUGUGGGUCAUAGCCCUCUGCUGCCAGCGGUGAUACGGAGACUAACUGAACAGUCAGUGGGGUUUUGAUUGGCGUUUUCCUGAUGCCUCAUGCUGGAGUUCUUUUCAUGUGCUUGUUAUGAGCCUUUUGUGUGUCUUGGAGAAGUGACUAUUCAGACUGUCCACUGUUUAAUUGAGUUUAAGAGAAUUCUUUAUACAUUCUUAUUAUGACUGUUACCAGAUACCUGAUUUGCCAGUAUUUUGUCCAUUCUGUAGGUUGUCUUUUUACUCCUCUUUAAAUCUGUGCAUUUACAGUUAUGUAUUUCCUUCCAACCACUGCUUAGCUGCAUCCCCAAAGUUCUGGUAUGUUGAAUCUAUUUUCAUUCAUCUCAAAGGAUUUUCUGAUUUCCCUUGUGAUUUCCUCUUUGCCCUAUUGGCUACUUAUU